This is a messenger RNA of Penicillium canariense, 1488 nucleotides long. RefSeq names its product hydroxyacid-oxoacid transhydrogenase. Gene Ontology annotation, molecular function: alcohol dehydrogenase (NAD+) activity; metal ion binding. The record is from RefSeq and is a predicted model, not a curated record. Gene Ontology annotation, cellular component: mitochondrion. Lineage: Eukaryota; Fungi; Ascomycota; Eurotiomycetes; Eurotiales; Aspergillaceae. The coding region runs from base 1 to 1488 and encodes 495 amino acids. The transcript has 2 exons.
AUGGCCGCUCCAGCAGUUCGAGUGGCCCGAACGGCCGCCACCCGCGCGCGCAGCCUCCUGGCUACUGUGCAAUAUACACACCCGCCCAACUGUCCCUGCCACUCCAACCCCAACCACCACCAUCACCACAAGACCCCAUCGCUGAUGAACCACGUCCGCCGGCACUUGGCUACGCCGACGGAUCCCGCGCGCGAGAAGGAGUAUGCCUUCGAGAUGGCGGCGUCGAGUAUCCGGUUUGGCCCUGGUUCAACGAAAGAGGUCGGCAUGGACUUUAAGAACAUGGGCGCGAAGCGCGUGUGCAUCGUCACCGAUCCCAAUGUUGCCAAGCUGGAUGCGAUGAAGCAGGCCGUGGAGGGGUUGAGUCGCGAGGGCAUUGAGUUUACUAUCUUUGACAAGGUUCGCAUUGAACCGAAGGAUAGCUCCGUCAAGGAGGCUAUUGCGUUUGCGAAGCCGUAUAACCCGGACGCCUUUCUAGCCGUUGGUGGUGGAUCCGUCAUCGACACCGCCAAGCUCAUGAACCUAUACACCGUCUACCCAGAGGCUGACUUCUUGGACUUCGUCAAUGCCCCGCUGGGCAAGGGUCUGCCCGUCGCCAGACCCCUGCGCCCUUUAGUCGCCGUGCCGACCACAGCAGGCACGGGCUCCGAGACAACUGGCACCGCCAUCUUCGACCUCGUCUCCAAGAAGGCCAAGACAGGCAUUGCCCACCGCAAUCUCAAGCCAACCCUGGGCAUCUGCGACCCUCUCAACACCCGCACCAUGCCAUCCGCCGUACACGCCUCGUCCGGCCUCGACGUGCUCUGCCACUCGCUCGAGUCCUGGACCGCAAUCCCCUAUAACGAGCGCACGCCCCGUCCAACAAACCCCAUCAACCGCCCCGCCUACCAAGGCGCCAACCCCAUCUCCGACAUCUUCUCCCUCCAAGCUCUCCGCAGCACGGUCAAGUACCUACCGCGCGCAGUGCGCGAUCCUGAUGACCACGAAGCACAGUCAAACAUGCUGCUGGCCGCCACGCUAGCCGGCGUGGGCUUCGGCAACGCAGGCGUCCACCUGUGCCACGGCAUGAGCUACCCCAUCUCCAGCCAAAACCCGGGGUACAAGCACGCCGGCUACGAGGUCGACCACCCAAUCAUCCCGCACGGCGUGUCGGUGGCCGUCACCGCGCCGGCCGUGUUCCGGUUCACCGCGGCGUCGAAUCCAGACCGCCACCUUGCGGCAGCGGAGGCGUUUGGCGUGGAUAUCUCGAACGUGAAGCGUGAAAGCGCAGGCGAGGUGCUGGGUGAUGCGAUUGCGGACUUCCUUGUCAAGUUGGGGGAUCAGCCGCGGGGGUUGAAGGAUUUGGGCUUCAAGGCAGCGGAUGUGGAUGGGCUUGUUGAAGGAACGAUUCCGCAAAAGCGGGUUUUGAUGCUUGCGCCCAAUUUGAGCGAGGAGUUGGAGGCUGAGAAGGGGGAAUUGAGGAAGUUGUUGGAAGAGUCGAUGGAGUACUAG